Messenger RNA from Protopterus annectens (West African lungfish), 905 nucleotides. Its product is annotated as nuclear-interacting partner of ALK-like. The transcript has 8 exons. The record is from RefSeq and is a predicted model, not a curated record. Lineage: Eukaryota; Metazoa; Chordata; Ceratodontiformes; Protopteridae. The coding region runs from base 111 to 905 and encodes 264 amino acids. Gene Ontology annotation, cellular component: nucleus. Gene Ontology annotation, molecular function: zinc ion binding.
CAGUAAGCCUAAGAUGGCAUCGCCUAGGACUGCGGUUGUUGGAAGUUUACAUUUUCACACGCGUUUGUUGAGUUCAGCUUCCACGCCGCAGAAAGUCAGGGAAUUACUAAAUGAAGGAAUUGUUGAAGACUACCUUACAGAAAAAGCUGAAAUUUUUCAUCUGUCCCAGAAACUGUCUGAAAUUGUCCAUCCUUUCAGAACAUAAGAUGAAUAUCAUAUCCAAGCUGGAAGUAACAUUGCAGACCUUACAAAGCAAACAUUCACUCACUGAUACAGCUGUAUCAUCUGACUUGACAAAUGAAGUGUUACCGAGUCAAUUUACAUGCGAGUCAGCAAGCAAAGAAGCCUUCUUUGCCAGAUUGGAGACUUUCACAUCUCUCAAGUGGGCUGGAAAACCACUGGAACUCUCCCCUCUUGAGUGUGCAAAGUAUGGCUGGAUCAACAUCGAGACGGAUAUGCUGAAGUGUUGUACAUGUGGUGCUUUCUUAUGUGCUACAUUGCAGCCAACCAUGGAUCUCACCAAGUAUAAUGAACGACAAGCAGAGCUGCUGAAUGCAUUGUCUGGGGCACAUGAAAAAUUUUGCUUCUGGCCGGAUAGUCCUAGUCCAGCUCGUUUCUGUAAUUUGCCUAUAGAAGACAAAUCAGCCAUUUUGACUGGGUAUCUAAACCGUUUUCAAGAACUCUGGUGUCUGGACAGACAGCUGCCAUCUCUGAAGUAUGAUGAUUUGAAGGACAUGCCUUUGACAGAAGAUUCAGUCAACUCGUUGUUGCUUCUUGUUGCCGAACACUUGAAACAGAGAGAGGAGGAUGAGAGACUUUCCGUAAAGCAAGGCCCCGAGAGCUUACCUGCCCAUGUUGUUGCCAUUGUACUUGCGGUUUGUGGGUGGAGUUCCAGCAUCUUGUAA